Messenger RNA from Kwoniella botswanensis, 1530 nucleotides. RefSeq lists its product as uncharacterized. Gene Ontology annotation, molecular function: protein binding; nucleic acid binding. The coding region runs from base 1 to 1530 and encodes 509 amino acids. The transcript has 2 exons. NCBI's taxonomy places the organism in Eukaryota, Fungi, Basidiomycota, Tremellomycetes, Tremellales, Cryptococcaceae. The record is from RefSeq and is a predicted model, not a curated record.
AUGACGACCUCGACCCCUUCAGCCGAUACGUGGAUAUACGAUCAUCUGCACAAAGUUUAUUUCCACCCUCUAUCCAAUUCUUAUGCUGUUCCUGACCUGACGACCGGUCAAUGGAAUUACAUCCCAGCGAGUGAUUUUCAAUCCGCCUCGACCUCACUCACUCAGCUGCAGACUGUCCAAGGACAGACACCGAGAGACGAAGAGAAGGAAGAAGGUGAGAUCGAAGAUGAUAUGGGCUGGGGAGGAUUGAUGGAUCCUGAUAAACUCGCUCAAAUCGAGAAGGAUUCCAAAUCGACCUCAAAGUCUAAAUCAGCAUCACAGUUACGAGCGAAUGGACAUGAUUACAAAAAUGGUACGGUCCAUGAGAAAGAAAAAGAGAAGCAUCCUUCAUAUGUAGUACCAUACGAUGAUCCAGCCCAGUACUCUUAUCCCUCAGAUGGCAAGGACAAUGAAGACGAAGAAGAAGGAAACAAUCGAACUAAAGAAACUCCUGAUAAUAUUUUACGAUUGGUCGUCGUUCAGUCGAAAUGUCUGGAUAUCGGACAGGUUGUGAUUAUAGAUGCUCGAGAGGGUGGUAUACAAUUAGGAAGGGACAGAUGUGAGAAAGGUGGUCAAGCAAGAGUGAGAUUGAGGGAAAUGGAAGUUAGUAAAACCCAUUCUGUUAUUUAUUGGGGUAAAGGUGGAAUUCCACAAGAAGACGAAGAGGAAGAUGGAUGGUGGAUAGUAGAUUUAGGUUCUACACAUGGUACCUUCCUAUCCAAUCCAUCGACCGACAAAACGAAAAGAAUAUCAGAACCCAAACACUCUUCAAAACCCCAUUCCAUCCACCAUCUAGCAGAGAUCAAAAUCGGUAGUACCACAUUCUCAGCACACAUACAUCCUUCUUGGCCAUGCGAUGAAUGUACAGUGAAUGGCAAUAAUGAGAUUUUACUCGAUGAUGGUAAACCUAAAUCUAAACUCGAUACCGUCACUAUGCAAGAUCAAAUAUUCUCAGAUCAUGAAGUACCAUACGCAAUGGAUUCGUCACAGAAGAAACAGAAUAGAGAGCUAAAACGGAAAAGGGAAAUGGCCCUGUUGAAAGAUUCCCUAUUGAGGCGAAACGAGGUAUCGUCAAGUAAUGAUGAGAGGGAUGAGCCGAAGAGGGAAUAUUUAGAUAGAUCAGCAAUGCGAAGAAGAUUACAUCCUUCCUCACCACCGAAAUCUCAAUCUAACUCUGACAGAGCUACGCCAGAUCGGACUGAAACUCCUUUGACCCCAUCCUUUGGUGGCGAUGUGUCGAGAGAACCUACUGGACCAUCAAAAUUUGCUAGUUCUAUAUUAGCCAAUCAAGGUUGGAUCCCCGGCACGGGUCUGGGCAAAUCCAACCAAGGUAGAGCACAACCCAUUGCAGUGGAAAUGCGAAAUGAGAAAAAGGGAUUGGGUGCUCAGAAUAGUAAAGCUGCUGUGGAUGAUGGUCAAGCUCAAGGCGAUUGGAAGAUGCGUGCUAAGCAGAGGAGAUGGGAGGAGUUGUCUAAGAGUAAUGCUAAUUAG